Molecule: messenger RNA, 2589 nt
Organism: Prunus mume (Japanese apricot)
Lineage: Eukaryota; Viridiplantae; Streptophyta; Magnoliopsida; Rosales; Rosaceae
Product: putative receptor protein kinase ZmPK1
Biological process (GO): recognition of pollen; protein phosphorylation
Molecular function (GO): ATP binding; protein serine/threonine kinase activity
Source: RefSeq, a predicted model, not a curated record
UAUGCAAAAUCUUUUGCUUCUUUGGGAUUAGACUACAUUCAUUUGCUAAUUACCUUUUUUUAUUUCAAUUAAACUCAUGGCUGCUACAUUUUUGUGCCUUGCUCUUCUUUUUCUGUCACAGUUUUCUCUACUGGCAUCAUCAGCAUCCAACAAUUUGAAACUGGGCUCAUCUCUGUCAGUGGAAAAUGAAGCUGAUACCUUGAUCUCACCAAAUGGUCUAUUUUCAGCCGGAUUUUUUCCGGUAGGCGAAAAUGCCUAUUGCUUUGGAAUAUGGUACACAGAGCCAGCCGCCCCAGCUCAAAACCUCACCGUGGUUUGGAUAGCAAAUCGUGACAAGCCAGUCAACGGUAAGAGCUCCAAGCUCACCCCUCAAGGAAAUGGUAAUCUUAUUCUAACCGAUGCUGGGAAAUAUACCAUUUGGUCUUCCAACACUGUUUCAAAUUCGUUAGACCGAUUAAGUCUCAACGACAAUGGCAAUCUUGUUCUGCUAACUCUCAAGGGUGUUGCUUUGUGGGAAAGCUUUGCUUCACCAACAGAUACCCUUUUGCCUCAACAACGACUUACUUGGAACACAAAGCUUGUCUCCUCAAGAAGCCUCACCAACUAUUCAUCUGGAUUUUACUCGCUUUUUUUCGACAAUGACAACACUCUUCGCCUUCUCUACGAUGGCCCUGAGGUCUCAAGCAUUUACUGGUAUGACCCUUGGCUUCUAAGUUUGCAAGCUAGAAGGACACCAUACAACAACACUAGAGUUGCAGUUUUAGAUGCCAUGGGAAACUUUAGUGCAUCAGAUGGUCUUAUUGUUAUUGCAGCGGAUUAUGGCACGAAUUUGCAGAGAAGAUUGAAGGCAGAUGUUGAUGGUAAUCUUCGAUUGUACAGUCGAAAACAGGCCGGAGAUACUUGGGUUGUUUCAUGGCAAGCCAUUCAACAACCGUGCAAAAUUCAUGGCAUUUGUGGGCCUAAUGGUUUGUGCAGCUAUGAUCCUAGUUCUGGCAGAAAAUGCUCAUGCCUUCCAGGCUAUGAGAUGAGAAACAAAUUUGAUUGGGCUUAUGGAUGUCAACCUGCAACUGAUGGUUUGAAUUUGUCCUGCAAAAGUAGGGAUCGUGAUCAGUUUGAUUUUAUGUACCUUCCAAGGGUUGAAUAUUACGGAUAUGAUUACUCGAUCUUUGUUAAUACAACCUUAGAAAAGUGCAAAGCUUUAUACUUGGAGUUGUGCAACUGUCCAGGUUUUCACUACAAGUUUGGUGGUGGUCAUCAUAAUUGUUAUCCCAAGACCCAAUUUCGAAAUGGAUACCGUGCCCCGGGCUUUGAAGGAGAGCUGUAUCUGAAACUGCCCAAAUCAAUCCUUUCUUCCUAUAAUGCUGCCACAAAAGAAUCCAAUAUGUGCUCAAGCAAGCUCACAAGCCAGCUUGACAGAACAUAUGAAAAAGGCAAACAAAAUGGUUCUGUCAAGUUUAUGGUGAAAUUUGCAUCUGGGCUGGGAGGAUUUGAGAUUGUUUGUAUCUUUGUUGUGUGGUACUUUGUGGCUCGAAGCAGCAAAGAGAAAGAAGAUUCAGAUGUAGUUACACAAGGCUACCUUCAAGCUGCCACUGGAUUCCGAAGAUUCAGUUACUCUGAGUUGAAAAAGGCCACAAGAGGUUUCAAAGAAGAGAUUGGCAGGGGAGGGGGAGGAAUUGUGUACAAAGGCGUAUUGUCUGAUCAACGAAUCGCGGCAAUCAAGCAAUUGAAUGGUGCUAACCAAGGGGAAGCAGAGUUCCUUGCAGAGGUGAGCCUUAUUGGGAAGCUGUACCACAUGAACUUAAUUGAGAUGUGGGGAUAUUGUGCGGAAGGAAAGCAUAGGCUUUUGGUGUAUGAGUACAUGGAGCAUGGUUCCUUGGCGGAGAAGUUAUCUUCCGAGGUGCUUGAUUUGAAGACAAAGUUUGAAAUUGCAGUGGGCACAGCAAAAGGACUAGCUUAUUUACAUGAAGAAUGUUUGGAAUGGGUUUUGCAUUGUGAUGUGAAGCCUCAGAACAUACUCUUGGACUCUAAUUACAACCCAAAAGUGGCUGAUUUUGGUUUGUCCAAGCUACUGAACAGAAGUGAGGUUAGCAACUCAAACUUCUCAAAAAUAAGAGGAACCAGAGGUUACAUGGCACCAGAGUGGGUUCACAACAUGCCCAUCACUUCCAAAGUGGAUGUUUACAGCUAUGGGAUUGUUGUGCUGGAAAUGCUGACUGGAAAGAGCCCAGCAGAAAGUGUUCAAGCAAUAGAAAGUGGAGGGGAGACCCAGAAAAAGAUGAUGGUUACAUGGGUGAAGGAGAAGAUGCAUGGUGCAUUUACAAAGACAGAGAGCCAGAUGGGAGCAGAUUAUGAACAGGGUAGACUUGAAAUGCUUGUUGAAGUGGCUCUUCAAUGCUUAGAGGAAGACAGAGAUGCAAGACCUACCAUGAGUCAAGUAGUUGAGAUGCUUCUGCAUCAUGAAAAUAAUUGAUUGGAAAGGUGACAUGUUUAUAAUAUAUGAUGGGAUGUCUGUAUGGUCUUGAUUUUUCUUAUAUCAAAAUUUGCAUUAGCAGGGAAUGAAUGUCGAAUUUCUCAAAGCCUAUCAGAGCA